GCGAUGUCUGCUAGUAUUGUCGUUCUUUUGCGACUCCGCUCCGGCUAUGUCUCUACUUGCGCUCCCUAACGAGCUUCUCCAGCACGUAGCUCGCUUUCUGCCAUGCUCCAGUCUCCUUGAAUUGAUCCGCACCAGUCGUAAACUCCACGAAGCUUGCUACGACCCACUCUUAUUCAAAGACAUCGCUCAAAAUGCGUUUCACAGAACGCCAGACGCAGACGAUGACCUGCUCGAGACGUACAGGCAGCCAGGUCGCGUGGAACUGACGCCGGAGCAGCUUGAAUGGGCAGAAGGCGAAGUGGUUUUGAGUGAAUCCGGUAUCGAUGAUACAAUUCGACUGGCUCAUGCUGUCGAAGAUCUUAUCCGGCUGUCGACUCUCAAGCCUACAGCAUGGCUGACCAGCACUACCUCAAACAUGGCCGACUGGCUUCCUCAUCUGCUGGCACUCCAUCAUCCUGUGUCUUGGUGCCUGGACCCCGAUAUGUUUCUCCUACCACAUGGCCAGCUUAGUCAGUUCAACACGAACUCAACAUCUUCCCUGCUGAUGAACCGCUGGCUGUCACGAACCGCAGGCCAGGCUCGCGACAAGAUAGCUUCCGCAAAGCUCCAGGCUGUGCACUUCACCAAUUUCAGCUUCAUUAUCAAUUACACCACACUACAACGCCUGGGAUCUACGAACGAUUUUAGCGAAGUUCUUGCCUUGUUUACUCGCCACUUCAUUCCCGAUUGGGCAGGGGCAGCCUCCGCACUUGCUGUCCGGCAAAACAUGACGGACAACGUGAUACAGCAACUCAGUGUGCGUAUACCAGGCUACGCGACCUUUAUCAGAGACUUGACUUUGAUGCAAGCGUCUGCUGCCCUUCCUCUCUUGCUGAUAGCCAUCUCGUCCACUUAUAGCAAACGGGAAAAUCGAAUACUUCCGAUGCCAUGUAAGAUACCAUUUUCUAUGUUCAUGGACCUGCCGAGCGUAUAUCGUAGCUCCGCAGGGCUCUUUGCAACGUGUCACACCAAGCAUAUGACAACGCCCGAGUUUCUAGCUUGUCGUUGGGCCGGCUACUAUACAGAUCACCGUUUUGGGAACCGUUCUAUCGUUGUCGACGCGCCAAUGCAGAACAUACAGAUGGUCGUUUCGGAGCCCACCGAAGAAGCAAGAAUGCGAUUGAGAAUAUGCGCUCAUAUUGAGCGCGAGACUAGAGGCUAUGAUCAACACGGUGACUUCCGGCUCUCCGGGCGAGUACGUGAAGAUGGACUGGUCAGUCUGGCUAAGCAGUACCUCGGACUUGGAGUUUCGUGGACGUGGACCGGGAGAGUUACGCCGUUUGGCAUUGUUGGGGUGUGGGGCCAUAAUUCGUUCGGAGGGUAUUUCUGGAUCUUCAAGGAGGAAUGGAUGUGAUGCCGGCGUGGAUUGCCAAUCUUACUUAUUGCUGCAAUCCACCCAGGAUACAGUGCUGCAGACGCAUACGAGCUUGUGAGAAGCGAAGCGAAGCGAAGAGACAUCAGUUGCUCAGUGGCAGGCGCAACGUGCUACGUUCCGGGAGGCAACUUCGAUGCCCUUAUCGAAUUAAUCACUUACACUAAAGACGACGAAAUACCUCACGACACCCAGCGCCACCUUGCCAAUAUCAGAACAGAUCGAGAACUGGAAGCUGCUUUUAUACAGCCGAAAGGUAGACCAGCUACAUACGGCAGUCUCAGAGAUGCGUGCGCGAAUUAAAGAAGCACUUGAUUCGUCAGUCCGAACGAAAGAUCCUAGGUUACCUUCGACUGACGUCCUGACGGC
Didymella exigua CBS 183.55 is the source of this 1780-nucleotide messenger RNA. RefSeq lists its product as uncharacterized. Lineage: Eukaryota; Fungi; Ascomycota; Dothideomycetes; Pleosporales; Didymellaceae. The transcript has a single exon. The record is from RefSeq and is a predicted model, not a curated record. Gene Ontology annotation, molecular function: protein binding. The coding region runs from base 47 to 1393 and encodes 448 amino acids.